AUGCCUCCCAAAGCUCAACAGAAGCGACGACUCUUGGAGGAGACGACAGAGCCCCUGGCUGGAAAGAUCAUAUUCGUUCCACCGAAGAACCGGAUGACCGCUCGCCUAAAGCCCGACUUGGAGAGGACAGGCUACAACCAUCCCGGCGUGAUCGUCUCCUCGCGGCCUGAUGGUGUUGGCCGUGUGAAGAUAGCCAUGUUGACGUCUUUUAAGGACACGCCCGUCGCCUACGUCCUCGACCGCGAGGAGGACUACGCCCAUUACCUACCCAUCGACGACGCCCUCCACCCCAUAUCGUCCAUACGGCGUCUGAAGAGGCGUCCCGAAUGCCCCUCGUUGCGGAAGAAGUCGUACGUAUACAUCGGAGAAAAACAUACCAUCCCCUACACGUCCCUCGAGCCAUACGGCCGUUCAUCUCGAUAUUCGGCGGGCCCGUGGCUAUGCCAAGGGUCAGUCCGAAUACUGCAGUCACACUUCGGCGAGCCACUCGACGACGACAAUGACGACGACAUCAGCUGCACCGACACUAGCGACGGUGAAUGUGAUCUCGGUGAAGGAGAUCUUGGUGAGGGGAAACUUGACGGAUGGCAAAUUGAUGUAGAACUGGAUUCAGUCUCCAUCGGGCAAAGUAACCCGUUACCCUUGCAGCUUACUCUUGUUGCUGGACCCUCGGCAGCUUCGAUGCUGGGGUCCGAAGGCUCAUCUUCGAACCCGCCUACGCCUAAAGAGCGAUCACUCUCAAUCUCACGGCUCUCCUCUUCAUCUUUAUCGUUCUCUGAGUUUCCGCCGUACUGCGACGAAUACAUCACCUUUCAUCAGCCCCAGCAUGCCGUGUCGCCUUCGCUUCCAACAGCACGGGUUGACUAUGCCACCAAACAGAUUCAAACUCCACCCAAGGGAUUGGUCACAAAUUCUUACUUAUUGUUGAUCAUCAUAACAAUCAUCGCUUUUGGCCCUCGACUUGUCGGAGGCGGCUGCGGUGAGUAA
Messenger RNA from Colletotrichum gloeosporioides, 987 nucleotides. RefSeq lists its product as uncharacterized. Lineage: Eukaryota; Fungi; Ascomycota; Sordariomycetes; Glomerellales; Glomerellaceae. Bases 1 to 987 code for a protein of 328 amino acids. The transcript has 2 exons. The record is from RefSeq and is a predicted model, not a curated record.